AUGGUGCUCGUAAAAGGCGGUCUUUUUGCUCAAUGCGGUCGUUCUGUCACUCCAACUUGUUCCCCAUUCCCUGGAAAGCUGAACGGUGACGAUAAAGGAACAAUCCCGAAAUCAGUCUCUUCUCAAGAUGUCCUUGCCACUAGAGCUGUCUAUGUUGAAGAAUUUAAAUUCAAAGAAUUCCCCAAUGAUGCUGGAGUUGAUAUUGAAUUGGCCUCGAAUCUCGAUGAAACGAUGUCGAUCAAGACUGAUCUUUCUGAUGAUGAUCAAAGCUUUGUGGCUGUGGACUUACCGCCGGAAGAGGAGCUGUUCCCAUCAGCUGAUGAAGCUAUAGAGGCUUGUGGGGUUGACGACAAAAUUGCCAACGAUCGGGAGUACAAGAGUCUUAUGGCUAAACAGGUCAAUGUCCUCACCGCCACUUUAUCUGAUGUUCAUGUUCUUGUAAACAUUUUUGAUCAAAACAUGAAGAUUCUUGGAAAGGCGGAGAAAUUCGAUCUUCAACAAGAGCUUGGAAUUUUACGAGGAAAUGUCUAUGCCUCUAAAGCUACAAGAUCUAAUGAGCCACCAAUCUUCGCUGAAUCACCACACGCAGUUUUUGAUCUCUCAGCUCCAUCUGAAUGUCAAUAUUCGAUUUUGAAGCUAAAUGUAAAUGGAAUCGAUUUGAUGUUAGACGAUGAGAUCGUUGCUCAUCUCUCUGCUUUCAUUGUCGACGAUCAGCCGACUCCAAACAAAGUGAGACUUCAGGUUGAGGUCAAGGAUUCGAGGAUUGAGAUCAGGGAUCCAAAGAAGAAGAAACCACUCCGAUUGAAGAUCCGCGAGUGUUUGAUCGAACAAGAUGAAGAC
Messenger RNA from Mesorhabditis belari, 840 nucleotides. Lineage: Eukaryota; Metazoa; Nematoda; Chromadorea; Rhabditida; Rhabditidae. The record is from the annotation of a GenBank genome assembly.